This is a messenger RNA of Ascochyta rabiei, 1848 nucleotides long. RefSeq lists its product as uncharacterized. NCBI's taxonomy places the organism in Eukaryota, Fungi, Ascomycota, Dothideomycetes, Pleosporales, Didymellaceae. The transcript has 2 exons. Bases 1 to 1848 code for a protein of 615 amino acids. The record is from RefSeq and is a predicted model, not a curated record.
AUGCGCCUGCUCAAUGCUUCGACUCACGAACUUGAGAGUUUCUUAGGCUCCGAAAAGCCUCAGUAUGCGAUACUAUCCCACACUUGGGAGCCAGACGGUGAAGUCCUUUUCCAGGAUCUGCAGUCUGCGUCAGGCAAAGGCUGGCGUCAAAAGUCUGGUUGCUCGAAAGUGCUGAAUACUUGCAAUCGGGCUUUGCAGGACGGAUAUAAAUAUGUCUGGAUUGACACAUGCUGCAUCGACAAGAGUAGCAGUGCAGAACUUUCAGAAGCUAUCAAUUCUAUGUUCAGGUGGUAUCAGCAGUCCAGUACCUGCUACGCUUACCUUUCCGACAUCGACCGUGGCACAAGUGGAUUAUCAAGUAGCCGCUGGUUCAAUCGAGGUUGGACACUGCAGGAACUGAUUGCUCCAGGCGAUGUAACUUUCUACAACAAAGAUUGGAAGUUCUUGGGUAGCCGCAGUUCGCUUGCAUCUGAAAUCUCUGCCGUCACAGGUAUCCAGAAACAGUUGCUCACAAGAUUGGGACAGACGGCCCAAGAUGUUAUACACGGAAUUUCUAUUGCGUCGCGUAUGAGAUGGGCGUCGAAACGAAUUACGACACGAGAAGAAGACAUUGCGUACUGUCUAAUGGGCAUAUUUGAUGUCAACAUGCCUCUUCUGUACGGCGAAGGCAAGAAAGCUUUCCUCAGACUGCAGGAGGCCAUCAUCCGAGGGUCAGAAGACCAGUCGAUCCUAGCAUUUCGCCAUCCGUCUCCACCAAGCUUGGACCAAAUGUUCGUUUAUGGAUUCGGGCCUGUGCUCGCACCUGAUCUCAGCUGCUUCUGCGAAGAAAUACAGCACGAAUGGUACGCGUCCAACAGAAUCAAGACGUUGAAAUACGAGCAUGGUAGCCUGACUCUCCACGUUCCCAUUGUAAAGCUGCUGUCUGGACCUUGGUUAUGGAAGCAAAGUCAAUAUUCUCCCACUCACGCAGCUCUUCUUGACUGUGUAUGUGGAGAUGACUAUCUUUCAAGGCCGGUUCUUCUCCUACGACAACAACGCACAGUUCCUGAUACAGAUCAUACUACCGAAAACUCUACAACCUAUACUAUAGAUCCUAUCCCUUUCAGAAAAUGCUCCUCGACGCCCGUGCUCCUGAAAGUAUCGGCCAACUAUGCGUCCAUAGUGAGCGUUUUAGGAGGGGGCGGGAUAAUCUUCAAAGUCCCAAAUCUCAACGACCUUCGCAUACAGCCUGCUAGAACCUUGAUUACGAUAGAAGGUGUCAGGACUGAUACCGUUCAGCCGCAUGCUAGCCUGCCUGUGGUCAUGGACUAUGCCAUGCUCCUACAGUACUGUUCAAUCGGGCCCGCGUUUCCAAGUCUGCCGGUUGCUCACCAGCAGUCAGUUCUCUUCAACUCUAUUGGCAUCAUAGCAUUCAUGUUUGACUCUGAGCAUUUCUUCGUUACUUGGGGCCACGACGGACAGCCUUGGUGCUGCAUACAUUCACUAGAAAGCCUCAGAUCCGAACACGAGUUCGAGGCAGCCCCCGGCUCCCAAGACUACGAUGCUGCAGAAGAUGUGGUGCGCUAUGUCCAACGGAAUCAGACCGACGACGUUGGAGGAUUGGCUGCCCUCUUCAAGGUAGGAAAUUUUACGUGGAAGCCAUCAGAUACAUCGCCUCACUUUGUAAUUGGCACUUCCCAAAGACUCCAAAUCACUCGUGUGCACCGCGAGGUUGAGUUCAUCGGUAGGAGGAUGUUCCAAGUUAAGCUGGUCCCUCAGCUUGUUCAACAGUCGGCCGCGACCAAGAAACCAUGGUUUCGGUUACCGAAGGUGCAGAAAGAUAAUAAAAAGGACGAUAAAUCACUAUAG